Molecule: messenger RNA, 4800 nt
Organism: Armigeres subalbatus
Lineage: Eukaryota; Metazoa; Arthropoda; Insecta; Diptera; Culicidae
Exons: 1
Coding region: 1-4800 (1599 amino acids)
Biological process (GO): DNA integration
Molecular function (GO): nucleic acid binding
Source: RefSeq, a predicted model, not a curated record
AUGUCCACUCCAUCGGUCCGCAAGGAAUCAUCGGCGGCUUUAUGCAAUCUCGCUGAUGAAUUCGAUAAACACAUUAGCGUGUUAAAUAAGUUGGAGGAUCCCAGGGAGCACUGGAAUUCUUUUUUGGUUGAGUUGCUCAGUAGCAAGCUCGAUCCGUCGACCCAAAAGGAGUGGGAAAACCAAUUAGCAGACGAUGUGCGGCCGGUGUAUGCCGAUCUAAUUGCCUUUAUUCAGAAACGGUCGCGCGUUCUGCAAUCUAUUACGCUCUCCCAACCUCUAACCCCUGUUGCCAGAACCGAACCAAAGCAUGAGUCCAAACCGUACCGUUCGAAAACCUCCUCGUACCACUCUGCCAACAAUGAUAGCAAACCGAAAUGCGUUCUCUGCAAGCAGUCGCACAUGCUCUCGCUGUGUGACGAUUUUAGGAAGCUAACACCACAAAAGCGCUUCGAGUUGGCAAAAAGGCAAGGUUUGUGUUUGAACUGCCUAAAAUCAUCACACUUGAUGAAGAACUGUUCUGCGGGUUCGUGUCGGACAUGCAACAAACGCCACCAUACUCUGUUGCAUUUGAAUCCAAAUACUAGUACAGAAUUCCAUGAUAAGUCCGUAGCGGCACAGGUGGGUCAAUGUCAACAAUCCUCACGAUCGGCAUCGGUUGUCGAAUCGCCGUCGUCGGUGUCGUGCAUUGCCGAUCAAUGUCACGUGGUCCCUCGGGUUAUGGGAUCGGCCCCGUCGCCGUCGGAUGGGCUUGUCAAUCGUUCGUUAUCGUCCGUUUCGUCGUCGGUUCCGCCAGUUGUACCGUCAUGCUCGCCCCAAAGCUCCUCGCAAGUGAUGAAUUGCCAAACAGUAACUCCAAAUCAAUCUUUCGUUUCGAAAGCAUGCAUGUCAUCGGUGUUCAUGCUUACUGCCUACGUCAAAGUAAAACACGGUCAUGGCAGUUAUAUUCUCGCUCGCGCCUUGCUGGAUUGUGCUUCUGAAGCAAAUUUUGUAACAGAAUCUCUCGCUCAACGACUCUGUUCGAAACGCACGUCAGCAAAAAUCGAAGUGUACGGUAUUAGCCAAUCAGUCAAACAAGUGAAACACAAAACCAAUAUCACUGUGUCGUCACGAUCUGAAUCGUACACAACCACUAUGGAAUUCCUGAUAUUGUCUACACUAACCAGGAUUCUGCCCACCACAACGGUGGAUAUCUCGAAAUGGGUCAUUCCACGCCACCUUCCGCUUGCUGAUCCUAAAUUCAAUGUCGCUCAUGACGUGGACCUCAUCAUUGGUGUCAAAAACUUCUUCUCAAUUUUGGAGAACGACCAAAUCUCGCUAGGCGCAGGUUUACCAGUGCUACGUAAAACAGUUUUCGGAUAUGUCGUUGCUGGUGAAGCUGAGCAGAAAACUGCUCCAACCGUUGUGUGUAACAUAACUUCGAUCGACAACUUGGAGUCGAUGGUUCACAAGUUUUGGGAGGUGGAGAGUUUCGAGAAGGGCAAGGUGCUAUCGUUAGAGGAGCUGUACUGCGAGAAUCAUUUUCGGAAGACACAUUUCAGAGCCUCUGAUGGUCGGUACGUGGUUCGUUUGCCGAUUCGUGGGGAAAUGCUUGACACGUUGGGAGAGUCGUUCAAAAUCGCUGAACGCAGAUUCUCAGCGAUCGAGAGAAAGCUAUCGUCAGACCCACAACUACACGCAGAGUAUUCCAAGUUUAUGGAUGAGUAUUUAUCGUUGCAGCACAUGGAGGAAAACACGACCGAAAUUCCUCCAACAACACCACACUUCUAUCUUCCUCAUCAUGCGAUUCAGCGACCGGACAGCACAACCAUCAAAACACGUGUAGUGUUUGAUGCCUCGUGUAGGGGCAGCAACAAUAUUUCGUUGAAUGAUCUCUGCUACAUCGGCCCCACUGUUCAACCACCGCUCGUCUCUACUCUCAUCAAUUUUCGUGUUCCUCGGUAUGCAGUGAGUGCAGAUGCCGAAAAAAUGUAUCGGCAAGUGUGGGUUCACCCUGAUGAUUGCUUGCUGCAACUGAUCCUGUUUCGGAAAAAUCCAUCUGAUGAAUUGAAAACCUAUCGUUUAAAAACGGUGACGUAUGGUACCGCACCGGCACCGUACCUUGCCACACGUGUCCUCAACCAACUAGCGGAAGAUGAAGCUGAAAGGUAUCCGCUGGCAGCUCCAACAGUCAACAAAUGUUUCUACGUGGACGAUUAUUUAUCGGGACAUGAUGAUGAACAACGUCUAGUGGAUACAAACCUCCAGCUAAUUGAGCUUCUUCAGUCAGGCGGCUUUAAAAUGCGAAAAUGGUGCAGUAAUAGUUCCGCGGUACUUUUUCACAUUCCGGAAUCACUUCGGGACUCCCGGAGCGAGCUUGAAAUAAGCCAACCAAGUUCGGUGAAAGCGCUCGGUCUUCUAUGGCAUCCAAAAGCAGAUGAGUUCAGCUUCAACGUACCCGUCUUCUCUACGUCGGAGCCAAUCACAAAACGUUCAGUUCUUUCGGAGAUGUCUCGCCUAUUCGAUCCGAUGGGCCUUGUUGGAGCAGCUAUCGUUGGUGCAAAAAUCUUUCUUCAAGCGUUGUGGUCGGAAAAGUUCAAUUGGAAUGAUGCGUUGCCGGAGAAUUACCUAAAUUGGUGGACACACUUUCGACUCGAAAUAAACGCUCUCUCUUCGCUUCGGAUUCCCCGGCGAAUUCUCGCCGAUAAUUAUCGAAUUCUCGAGUUCCAUGUUUUUUCGGACGCAUCUGACAAUGCGUAUGGAUGCUGUAUGUACGCGAAAACCAUCAGCUCGAAUGGAGAACAAUGUUGCAACCUAGUGAUGUCAAAGUCUCGAGUCAGUCCACUUCGCAAGCUGUCGAUCCCACGCCUCGAGUUAUGCGCUGCAGUGCUUGGCGCGCAACUGGCAGAAUUUAUAUUAGAUUCGACAAAACUAUCUUUCCCGGUCACGUUUUGGACCGAUUCAUCAAUCGUGCUCCACUGGAUUGCCUCAUCUUCAUCGUCCUGGAAAGUUUUCGUGUCAAAUCGGGUUGCAGAAAUACAUCGUUUGACAGGUGGGAAUAUGUGGCGUCAUGUUCCUACUGAAUUGAACCCUGCAGACAAAAUUUCGAGGGGAAUUGCUCCUUCUCUCCUAAAAGGCGACACUCUCUGGUGGCAUGGGCCACCCUACCUACGGCAAGAUGCUCAAACUUGGCCGGAGAAUUGCAUCAAAAUGUCAAAACUACAUUUAGAAGCUCGUACAGCUGAAUCUCGCCAAGUCGUAUCGGUUGUAGUCACCACCAAUCAUGCUACAAUCGAGCUUAUCGAACAACACUCAUCGCUCUCCCAUUUACAACGCAAGGUUGCCUGGUUACUGCGAUUCUACAAAAAUUGCCGUUCCAAGCCACCUCAAAUUCGGCAACUGGGUCCAAUUUCAGCGACCGAGCUGGACCAAUCUUUAAAACUCCUGAUCAAGCAAACGCAAUGGAUCUAUUUUUCGCAAGAAAUCGAGUUUCUUAAGAAGCACAAGGGUGCUUGCAGCAAAAGUUUUUCAUUCAAGUCUCAAUUGAAAUCACUACACCCGUUCGUGGACGCAGAUGGGUUGCUUCGAAUCACCGGUCGACUACAACAGCUCAAUGUUCCGUUCGACACAAAACAUCCACUAGUGUUGCCCUCAAAGGCACACCUCACAAUCCUUAUCGUGAGAAGCACUCAUUUGCGAAUGCUGCAUGCAGGUCCACAACUUCUUCUGUCGACACUGCGGCAGCGCUACUGGCCAAUACGAGGUCGUGACCUCGCGAAGAAAGUUGUUCGAGAGUGUAUCACAUGCUUCCGAUGCAGUCCCCGAAGCAUUGGCCAAAUUAUGGGACCACUACCAGCUGUUCGUAUCACGCCGUCGCGCGCGUUUGCCCGCAGUGGCGUCGAUUAUUGCGGGCCAUUUUCCGUUUCGUUUCCGAAUCGUCGCGGUCCGUCGGUGAAGAUACACGUCGCUAUUUUCGUAUGUAUGUCGUCGAAAGCGGUACACAUCGAUAUGGUGUACAAUCUGACGUCCAACGCAUUCAUCAACGUGCUAAAACGUCUCGUCGGACGUCGUGGUCGUGUAUCCGAUAUUUACUGCGACAAUGCGCGUACGUUUGUCGGAGCAAACCGUAUGCUCGAGGAAAAUCGAAACCAGUUCGACGCAAUGCACAAAUCGCUUGGACUACAAAACUUCUGCGCAGAAACGGGAAUUACCUUCCAUUUCAAUCCAGCUCGUUCGCCUCACUUUGGGGGCCUUUGGGAGGCUUCCGUCAAGACCUUCAAGUAUCACCUGUAUCGUGUGAUGAAGGACACGGUAAUCAACACUGAUGACUUCCACACCUUGAUCAUCCAGAUCGAGGGUAUAAUGAAUUCCCGUCCACUCUGUCCGAUGUCGUCGGACCCAGCAGAUGUUGUUGCCCUUACUCCAGGCCAUUUGCUCGUGGGAGAACCACUUUGUUCCCUCCCCGAGCCCGAUUUGUCUAACACCCCAAUUAAUCGCCUUGAUUCGUUCCAGAAAAUGCAAAGAGGUCUCCAGCAUUUCUGGAAAGCAUGGUCACGAGAUUACGUGGCCCAACUCCAGGACCGUAAAAAGUGGCCAACAAUCCAUCCGGAUGUCGAGGUUGGAACGCUUGUGCUGCUUAAGGACGAUAAUGCUCCGCCAAUGAGAUGGAACCUCGGUCGGGUUCAACAGGUGUUCCCCGGUAUGGACGGACGUGUCCGGGUAGUACAGGUUCGUACUGCCCAUGGCCAAUAUCGACGGGCAAUCACCGAAGUCUGUCCGCUCCCCAUCGAUACAUCCCAGGAAGCUACUACCCAUUCAGCAUAG